AUGUCUCAUUAUGGCAAUUGUACAUUCACCUAUCCUGGGCGAAAAGACCCAAGCUUGAUUGACGUCAGCUGUGCUUUGAGUCUGAGUAGUCGGGUAGGGAUCGUCGGGCCCAAUGGAGCGGGGAAGUCCACUCUCAUCAAACUACUGACUGGAGAGACUGGGCCACAGUCUGGCACUGUGUACCGGCACCCAUCGCUACGUGUGGGAUAUGUCUCUCAACAUGCGACACAUCACAUUGAAAAGCACCUUGAAAAGACUCCCGUCGCAUACGUUCAGUGGCGAUUUCAAGAUGGGCACGAUCGGGAGCUUUUGGAGAAGUCCACUCGGGUGCUUACUGAGGAGGAGCGAGCAUCGUUAGAGCAAGACUUCGUUGGUAGGAACGGCGAGAAACGCAAGAUUGAGGUGGUGCAAAUCUUUUUUUUAAGUGGUAGAUUCAACACGUGGCUACCCCGAGAAGAUCUGCUUGAAAAAGGCUUUGCAAAAGUGGUUGCGCAGUUUGAUGAUAUAGAAGCUUCAAGAGAAGGGGCUGCUAGCCGAGAAACCAGCGCCUCUGCCGUUGGGCUAGAUGGGAAUAUUGCGAUGUACAACGAAAUGGGGGGAUUGAGCGGAGGUCAGAAGGUCAAGGUUGUGAUAGCUGCAGCAUUAUGGAAUAAUCCUCAGAUUCGCGGGCUAGCUGUUGCCAUUCGAGACUGGGCUGGAGCGGUUCUGAUCAUUUCACAUAACACGGAAUUUGUCAAUGCGCUUUGUCCAGAGAUAUGGAAUGUAGAAGCGGGUCGUCUGGCGCGGAAGGGUAAGGAUCGACCCAGAACAAGCGCUGCACCUACACCUAUUGCCUCAGUCAGCGGUACACCAGCUGGGACUGGAGACGAAAAAGCCGGUUCUGGGACAGCCAACCCAAUACCGGCGAUUAAGAAGAAAAAGUUAACCCGCAACCAGCUUAAAGUGAGGGAUGAACGGCGGAGAGCCAGGAAGCUGGAGUGGCUUAGUUUUGGUGGACCCAAACCUGAAGACACAGACAGCGAUUGA
Molecule: messenger RNA, 1026 nt
Organism: Cantharellus anzutake
Lineage: Eukaryota; Fungi; Basidiomycota; Agaricomycetes; Cantharellales; Hydnaceae
Product: phosphate import ATP-binding protein pstB
Exons: 13
Coding region: 1-1026 (341 amino acids)
Molecular function (GO): ATP hydrolysis activity; ATP binding
Source: RefSeq, a predicted model, not a curated record